AUGGAAAACAAAAUAUUCUAUAUCAAAUAUCUUGACAAUCAGUCAGUGGAAAUCGAAACUCACUUUGAUGGAGAACUAGAGAGAAGAACCCCAAUUGAUAGUGUUUCGAAACUAAUUGCAGCUUACAAGACUGCCACCACUCCCCUCCUUGACAAUAUCCCUGUUGACGAGCUCACUCUCCAUUAUAUGGUGAAUGGUCCAGCCAUUCCCAGGAAUACUCUAUUAACCUCCAUUCAAAAUCAUAUUGGUUCUUACGGCCAUCCAUUCAUCAUUAAAUCCAAGAGUGGUAUUGACGCAAGAACCACUUCACUCAUCAACGCUACCGCUAUUGCUUCAGAUCCAAUGCAACUUGAUUUGUUCUUGCCCUGUCAGAUCCCUUUUUACAACAACAUAUGCAACGCUGUUGAACAGGAUACAUGGCUUUUGUUUGAACAAGAGAUUUUCUCGUCUACGUUAAAACGACUCUUUAUUCGGGACAGUUAUAAAUCCAUUGCAUCAAACAUCAAGCCCGGCAUCAACAAAACAAUCAUCACAGGAACUCCUGGCAUUGGCAAGUCUUUAUUUCUCAUCUACUUAUUGUGGAAGUUGAUCAAGCAAGGAAAACGAGUGUUGUUUAUUUAUCAUCCAGACAAAAUCUAUUACGAUGGUCAAGGCGGUGUGUUUGAGUUAACUAGUCUACCAUCAGUUGUUGACCACGCAUUUUGGGCAUCUGACUUGUGGUGUUUGUUUGACGCCAAAGGCAAGAACUCGGCGAAUCUAAAUGCACUUCCCUAUGAAAGGUGUUCAUUUGUGGUGUCGACCUCACCAAAACGAGAACUAACCAACGACUUUAAAAAAUCCCUUCCCCUUCAGAUCUUUUACAUGCCGAUAUGGACUAAACCAGAAUUGGAAGCCAUUGCACCCGAUUUUGCCAUUGAUAUUGACUGGCGCCAUCGUUUCAAAGUCCUUGGUGGAAUCCCUCGACGUGUCUUGGAAGAUACAAGUAGUGAUCCAGUAGAAUUACUUCAAAAUGUAUGUAGGCAAUGCAAGCUUGAUGAUUGCAUCAAAGAGAUUAGCUUCAACUCGACUAUUACAGAAAACUCCAAAGCUUCCCAUUCUUUGAUUCACAUGACAUCUGUUGACCCAUUUACAGAAUCAUCUGUUGCCUUUGCGUCUCGAACAGCCUUGGAUAUCAUUAUCGAAAUCAAAGGAAUGGACGUCAUGCGAAAAAUGACGAGUCUCCUAGUUUUGUGCGAAGAAAACCCUCUUGCUGCUGCAUUGUGUGGGCAUAUUUUUGAACCGUAUGCUGUUGAAAUGCUGGAGAAAGGAGGUGUUUUUGACAGUCAUCAGUUGGUGCAUGGAAACAAGAAAACCAAGCCCGAAGAAACGCUUCUUUUUAUUCCUUUGUCGAAAAAACAAGUUGCUGGCAAGGUUUUACCGAAUCAGGUUCCAAAUCAGCUAUAUGUGCCAAAAACUAAAAACUAUGCAGCAAUCGAUGCUUGGAUUCCUGGAAUCGGUGCAUUUCAAGCGACUGUUAGUAACAAACAUGAUAUCAAAAAAAGUACCGAAGAAGAUUUAAAGAUGCUUGGAGAUGGUGCCGAAAAGUUGUAUUGGCUACUUCCUCCACUGCAUUACCAUUCUUUCACCAAAAAAUCACCAACAAGUAUCGACCAAUACGCUGUAAAAAUUCCUUAUCCUAGUAUGUAA
Molecule: messenger RNA, 1686 nt
Organism: Batrachochytrium dendrobatidis JAM81
Lineage: Eukaryota; Fungi; Chytridiomycota; Chytridiomycetes; Rhizophydiales
Exons: 1
Coding region: 1-1686 (561 amino acids)
Source: RefSeq, a predicted model, not a curated record